CUUAUCUCUGUGUGCGGGAAAUGCCUUAAUUAUUAACAGGCAUCUGAUCUGAACAAAGCUCCUAACUCCGCAGUCUAACGGCUGUGAUUUGACUCCUGACAACAUGUGGCUGACGGGUCUGAGAUUUGCUCUCCUGGUUUGGAUUCCUGGACUGCUGCAUGCUGUGAGUGAAAAGCCGUGCGGUGUUCCCAACCUAGAAUACGGUUAUUUUAUCCCGGUGCAAGAAUCUUAUCCUCAUGACUCACAUGUAACAUACACCUGUGAUGCGGGAUACAAAACCACAAAGGAGGGAUGGUGGGUGACAAUCGUGUGUCAAGAUGGCCACUGGUCCGAGAAACCGGAGUGUGCUUUGGAGACAGCCUGCCUUCCUCCGGUUAUUCCGAACGGCAAAUUCAUGCAAUACCAAAACGGUUCGUUUGAAAUAAACUGCGACAAAGGAUAUUUUCUAAACAGCCAGAAUAUGGAGUGCCACAGUGGGACGUGGUCCAAGGUAUCGUCCUGUCAGAGACAAACCACGGCGUGCGGCCAGCCGCCAGCUGUCCCUGAUGCUGUCGUUAUUCAGGCAUACCAGGAGGUGUUUGAAGCUUCUUCCAAAGUGGAGUAUCAGUGCAGAGAUGGAUUUGUCACAGAGGGCAGACAGUCCAAAAAAAUUGCCAACUGCACGGCUGGAGAAUGGGUCGGAACUCCACAUUGCAUACCUAUUGCCGAAACCGGAUCCACCGACACUCAGCCAUUCGUAUCCAUCGAUAAUUGUGGAAAGCUCCCUCAGGUUACAAACGGACUUUCCGAGCCACAUGAGCAGCGUUAUUUGAAAUACACGUGUCAGGAAUAUUACAAGUUAGUGGGUCCUGACACAGUGGUGUGUCACACAGGAGGCACGUGGUCCGAAGUCCCGACAUGUAAAGAGGAUUUCUGUCUUCUGAACACUACAGUAUAUCCUGACCUAUUAGAUACUACCAAUCCAUUUAUCAGAAAUGGGGACACAGAGGAACGGAAAUGUCUUGAUAAAUGGAGGUUUACCAACUAUGCUGUGGUUCGGUGCAUUGAAAUGAAACUCAGUGUAUCCAGAUGUUGCAACAAGGCCCAGAUAAACUUUGGUACAUGCUGAGACACCAUUGGGAAAAGAUCUGGCUCUCUUGGGCUGAACUGAUGGACUGACAACAAAUGGAAACAUGAACCCAUUUGAAACAACUUGAUAUUGAAUGUGUUGCUAACGGCCAGGCUGGAUAUUUUCAUUCUGUUCAAGCAUACCAAUAAAGUCAAAUUUUUUAUGUUUA
Molecule: messenger RNA, 1277 nt
Organism: Gambusia affinis (western mosquitofish)
Lineage: Eukaryota; Metazoa; Chordata; Actinopteri; Cyprinodontiformes; Poeciliidae
Product: complement factor H-like
Exons: 9
Coding region: 104-1108 (334 amino acids)
Source: RefSeq, a predicted model, not a curated record